Rhodamnia argentea is the source of this 2493-nucleotide messenger RNA. Its product is annotated as receptor-like protein 43. The transcript is spliced from 2 exons. The record is from RefSeq and is a predicted model, not a curated record. Gene Ontology annotation, molecular function: protein binding. NCBI's taxonomy places the organism in Eukaryota, Viridiplantae, Streptophyta, Magnoliopsida, Myrtales, Myrtaceae. Bases 13 to 1317 code for a protein of 434 amino acids.
UUUUAACCAACAAUGGCGUCCUCCUUCUAUGCUAACUUCGUGCCUACACUUUUGCAUGCACUCCUUGUCAUCCAAGCCUUGGAAUUCACUCAUUCCAAAGCAUUAACAAAUGUAAGCUGCAUUGGCGUCGAGAGGGAAGCUCUUCUGACGUUCAAGCAGGAUCUCACCGAUCCUUCAGGACGUCUGUCGUCUUGGACCGGCGAGCGUUGCUGCGAAUGGGAAGGAGUCGAAUGCAACAACAAGACCGGUCACGUCUCAAAGCUCGAUCUUUAUGGCCGCGGUCUGGGAGGUAAGAUACAUCCUACUAUAACCAAAUUGAGGCAUUUGAAGUAUCUAGACCUCAGCUUCAACAAUGUCAGUGGUUACCUACCCAAUCAAUUUGGAAAUUUCAAAGAUCUCGAAUUCCUUUAUCUUUCAAAAAGCUCGAUUUCAGGUCCUAUUCCUGCCACUGUGGGUCAAUUAUCAUCUUUGAGAUAUUUGGACCUCUCUUCUAAUAGUUUGAGUGGGAACAUUCCAGAAAGUAUUGGGCAACUAUCCAAUCUAGAGGAGAUGGACUUUGGUUAUAAUCGAUUGGAUGGAGUUGUUAGUGAACUUCACUUUGUAAAUCUCACCAGCUUGACCUCAUUGAUUUUAGGGCCAAAUGAGCUUGUUAUCAAUGUUAGCGCAUCUUGGGUUCCUCCUUUCCAAAUAAAGUCCAUUUUCUUGUCAAGUAGCAAAGUGGGACCAGAAUUCCCAAACUGGCUACGAACCCAGAGGAACAUUUCGCAAUUGGUCAUGUCAAAUGCUAGCAUCUCAGGUGAAGUUCCCCAUUGGCUACCUGAUGUUUUAUCUAACAGUAGAGACAUUGAUCUCUCGGGCAAUAUGCUUAGAGGCAACCUAUCCGGAAUUAUUGGAAACACGACACCACAAUUAUGGCGGGUGUCACUUUCUGGAAAUAACCUUAGUGGCGACAUCUCAAAUUCAUUAUGCAUGUCACAUGAAUUACUCUUUCUUGAUCUCUCUAAGAACCAACUGUCUGGAAGAUUUCCCCAAUGUUGGGGGAAGUCGCUACCCUUUUUGGCAUGGAUUUCAUUAGGAGACAACAAGUUGAAUGGUCAGAUUCCAAGCUCUCUAUGCAAUUUGGAGCAACUAAGAAUUCUAGGCCUACGUAAGAAUGGCUUGAAUGGAGUGCUUCCAGAAUGUUUACUAAAGCUAGAAUUGUCAAUCCUCGAUCUCAGUGACAACCUAUUAUCUGGUAGAAUACCUCCCUUUAGCUCUUAUAUUGGGGUAAUCGAUCUUGGGAGAAAUUACUUCACCGGGGACAUUCCUUCGCAGUAAUGUCAUCUUCCUCAGCUCCAGUAUUUAAGCCUAGCGCAUAACAACCUCUCCGGAGGCAUUCCUCCUUGUUUUAGCAACUUCACGCAGAUGUGGCCCGACUUUAAUGUGGCCACUGUGGUUUAUAGUUGGUUUCCUGUUAAGGUUACUAUAAAAGGAGAAACCCGAGAAUUCACCGGCACACUCCCAUAUUUGUUUUCCAUUGACCUUUCAAGCAACGCUUUAGAAGGACAAAUACCGGAAGGGCUAACUAGGCUUGCUCGACUUCAGAAUUUCAACCUCUCCCGAAAUAAGCUGAUCGGAAAAAUCCCUUCGCACGUCGGCGACUUGAGAGAUUUAGAGUCGCUGGAUCUGUCCAACAACAAGCUAUCGGGUGGAAUCCCUCCUGGCAUAUCCAAUUUAGGCUUUCUAAGUUGUCUGGAUCUUUCCUUCAACAAUUUAUCCGGCCGUGUUCCAUCAGGCAAUCAGCUAAGAACUCUGGACACUCAAUCUGCUUAUCGCGGCAACGAUGGACUUUGUGGAGCUCCUCUUUUAAAAGUUUGUCCCGGGGAUGAGCAUAACAACACAGAUGGACGAGGUGGUCACAAUAUGAGCAGAGAUGAGUCUGAUGAAAGCGACUCCAUUAUGGUUUGGUUUUAUUCAGGAUUGGGACCGGGUUUCACAGCAGCAUUCUUGGGAUUCUGCGGCAUAUUACAUUUCAAGCAAACUUGGAGGAUGUCCUAUUUUCGGGCGGUGGAUAGGAUUAUUGAGAAAUUGUCAAUCGGGGGGAUGAUUACCAUGCUUUGGUUCAAGAGAGCUUUUCAGUUCCAAUUAUGCAAUUAAGAGGCGAUACCCUUCACAAGAGUGCAGACCGACUUUUCCAGUUCCGGCGACAUGCUGCUAUGGAGCUGAUAGUUCCUUUCUUCAUGAUGGAAGAUUGCCAUUGAAGCUUCAAGUAAUAAAGAUGUUGUACUCAUUAUUCUCAGGCAUUUCCCUCUUUCUUUCCAUUUUGUUAUACAAACAAAGACGAAACAAAAUCUCUUGGUUUUGUCCAAGAAGAUGCGUAUGUUAUAUGUAAAAUGGGCCUCACUAUGCGAGCCGAAGUUAAACAAAUGUGCCGUUCUGCUAGGGUAAAAAUUGGGGACAACGUUUCGUGCCAUUAGCAAUGACAUUUUGAUCGGCAACUUGUUUAGUGGAUAA